Bombus pyrosoma is the source of this 13919-nucleotide messenger RNA. RefSeq names its product protein unc-80 homolog (gene unc80). The coding region runs from base 122 to 13258 and encodes 4378 amino acids. Lineage: Eukaryota; Metazoa; Arthropoda; Insecta; Hymenoptera; Apidae. Gene Ontology annotation, molecular function: monoatomic cation channel activity. Gene Ontology annotation, biological process: monoatomic cation homeostasis. The transcript is spliced from 46 exons. The record is from RefSeq and is a predicted model, not a curated record. Gene Ontology annotation, cellular component: cation channel complex; axon.
UGUCAUAAAAUGGAUUGUAUUAUUAACUAUAACGUAAAAGGGAUAUAGCAAUCUUUUACAAGCGAAAGUAGCGAUAACACCACAACCCGCUAGUAUCGAAAAACGAACGUGUCCAUAAAAGAUGGAUCAAAAUAAGUACAUAGAAGUACGAAUCUUCGAACCUGUUGCGGAAACUCCAACUUUCGACGCUGCUCACAAAUAUUCCAUAAAAACUCUGAGCACAAUUCGCGAAUGCGAUAGUUUAAAGUACGUUCAAAAUAAUAAUUCGUACAUGCAAAGGAACAUUCCAUAUUCCACGAACUUGAAGUCAAACAUCAGAAGCUUCCCAUCUUCCAAACAAAGGGUAGAUUCGUUUAGAAACGCGGACAGACCAUUCGAUAUCGACUUGCUCUUAAGAUAUUACGCGUGUAAUUCCGAUAUGGAGAAAUCGAUAAACAAAGUUUUUGGCAAAAUGAAUGAUCACGUUUGCAAAGACAUAGAUCAUGUUGGCCCGUUAAUCGAAUUGGGUGCUAUCUACAAAAUUUGCAACUCGUUGGAAGAAUCGUCUGCUAAAAAUUCUUCAUCAUCCACGUCUCGAUUUCGCGAUAUCAUAGUCAAGCUACAAUCUUUGAUACGCCGAUGUAGCAACGAAACGUUGGCGGAAAUUCUGUCGAACGAUCCGUCAAUGAAAAUCUGCGAACAUUGCGGGGUGAUAAGUUGCACUAAACCACCAAAUAUUUCUGUCGAAUCGCGAACAUCGCCGCCCAACACCUCCUACUUUUUAAGUACGCAAAUGUUUUCAGACGUAGCCAGCAGUGGCGACGAUGGCCCGACAACCUAUCGACAAAUAAGGAGAAUCAAUCCUAAGAAGGAAGAAAGGACGAAACGCGUUGAAAAAUACCGCAGUAUGCAAAAGAAUGAAAAUCGUUCGACUUGCAAAGAGCAAGUAGAUAAUGGAAAAAUUUAUGGCUCGAGGGAGGUAAGUCCAACUGUGAAAGGGGAAAAUAAUUUCCACAUAAAUGCUCCUCAACGCAUCGAAACUAUGGUAGCUGAACGCGAACACGAUAACACGAUUCAAGAAACACGUUCUGCUCGUAACGCGAUAAACGCUAGAAUAUUAGAAACAAGUAAAACGGAGUUACACGAUCGCGUUAAAAACUCGCAAAUAGAAAAGCCAUCGGCUAUCAAAAAGAUCGUUAAGGCAACGACUGAAAAUCAAUUACAAGCAGAAGCUAACUCUAACUUCGAGGAAAGAGAUAAAAUUAAAAACGAUAUCACUGCCGACUUUACAAAUAAUUCUUUGUACGGUAGAUAUUUCAAUCCCGUAGACUAUAAAGAAAAGUCCAUACCGAGAAAUAAGCUGGACGAUUGGCAAACGUCGGGCAAACAUCAGCUAAAUUUCAACGAGUGUAAUGAGAAGGUUUUAAGAGACAUUCUGUAUGAACCUCUGAAAUCCCGUAUUGAUGACUCGGUAUCGCGAAAUUAUACAUCUUUAAAUAGCAGACAAAGCACAGAGAGUAAACAGAACCAACCAAACAACGUCAUGAACGACAUAACUUCGUCUGCUAAUGAAGUGACGUACUUGGCACGAGACUGUCCCGAAUCAAUAGAGAGAAGGAAGAAAGAAUUGGUUUCGCAAUUAGACGAGAGAACGUACGUACAUUCUAGACAACCUAUCGAUAGGCGCAGUUUCGUUUUACACAAUGCACGGAAUUACGAUCCGUGUUUAAAUUCAGAAUUUUUAAUACUCGACAAAUUGAUGGCAUCGAAUAUGAUCGAGAGAAAUAGCGAGAGAAGCCGAAGAAUCGCCUGCACCGAUUCUCAAAAGCAUUUAAAACAUCCCAAACGCGUCGAUCCUAUUAGAAAUACGAAACAGUUUAGAAGUCUAACGUGUUUAAUAGAAGAUGAUUCGUUGGAAAAUUGUAUUACAGCAUCUCGUAUGUUGGUACAGGCUAAUGAAAGUAAUACUACAGUUGUUAGUUCCUCGUCUGCUGAGAACAUGAUACGUGAAUGGGUAAAAGUUCCCCAAAGUGCUAAUUGUAUUCAAGAUGAAACGUAUAAAAACUCGAAUACUUCGAAACCUUCUACGAUUGUGUUAAACGUAGAACCUCGUGCAUUCUGGGCCAAUGAAAAAUCAGUUUACUGUACAGAGACGUCUAUCGAUGGACAACAUAAUCCAGAAGAUUAUAGUGCGAAGAAAACGUACAAAUCAUCGUCGAAGAAUAAAACCAAACACCGUCAUCCGGAUAAACGGACUAUAUCAAAUAUAAUCAGUGGUAGUUUCAAGCUGUGGAAUAGUAGAGACUCGAUAAAAGAUAAAAUAAAUACAUCAAAACAUAUUGACGUACAGGGAAGCGAGAAACGCUUUACGAAGCACUUAUUCGAUUCCAUUAAAAGUCUCAAGUCCAUAAAAUCCAUGAAAUCCAAAGAGUUAUGUGGAAGUAGCAAAUCUUCAGGUUCUUUUGGAAAUAGUUUAUUUCCUAAUAUACCUCCGAGUAUUACCCGGCGAAUCAUUUACAACGAAUCAUCGUUAAGAAAUCUGAUACACGACGAUAAAAGGUACACAAACAAUAUGAAGGACAUAUUGUUGCUUUAUCGGAAAAUUCUCGAAAGUACAGAAGAGAUGGAUUGGCAAAGCUUUCAACGAUUUGUCGAAGACUUACAUCCUAACAAAAGAAAUGUUUGGCGCGAUAUUUGCAAAAUCAUUAACAGUAAAGUGAAAAGAAUAACCGACGAAGACGACGGCAGCGCGGAAAUAUGUAUAGAGAUCACCUCCACUCCCUUCGAAGAGGCGAAGCACGAAAGAAGAAAGUGCAGCAACGAGAUCGUGUUCGAGAUGGACAUAACACUCGCAGACGUCGAGAGGUGUCUCAGUAGGAGGCAGCUACUAUCCACGGAGAAAGAGCAGCUUGACACCCUUAAGAGAGCCAGUGAAGUUAUUAAAUCUCUGGAGAAGGUGUUAGUUCAGAAUCUUCACAAUGAUUUAACACCCUCUUUGAGCCUGAUACUGGGCACUGUGCCACGAUGGCGUUUGAUCCAAACCGCCCUUCCCUACAUUCUCCAUGCCACGGCCAAUCUCUUGCACAAUAGGAAGGAUUUUCAAACUCUCGGAGCCAUGGAAACAACUCUUCUUUACAUUCUGCAUUGGAUACUUCUCGACGCUGCCGAAGAAUGUGCCGAGACAGACGCCGACCCAGGAAAUCCCUUUUACUAUUUAUUUUCUAUACCUACCAUGAGCCUGUUCGUCUAUCUUUUCGCACCGCUGUGUAAUCAUCUGAAAGAUAUCGACUUUAAAGCAAAUUUACGUUUGGAAAAUGGUUUGAAAAUAUGGUCGGCUAUGUACGAAUGUCGUCACCCAGAUACACCUUGCUUCACUACCCACUGUCGAAUUAAACCACAGGCUCUAUGGAGUCGUUCUUUCAAGUAUUACAAGCAACAUCAAAUGUCAGAUGAUGUGUUUGUCGGAGGAAAUGUGGAAAGUCCACCGAGUCAAUCUGUUAGUGCGUUUUCUGAUCAAAGUGCAGACAAGGCUUCAACGAAACAGUCGAACGAUGAUAACAUUUGGGUAUCGUCGCCAAAGGACACUGUCUUUCCAGAAACAAUCCCCGAGGAGAGCUCCGGUGCCGAGGAUGAACACGUAGUGAUCUUCAGAUUACCGUCCCUCAGCGAAUCGGAGAAAGCGCUAGACGGGGGAGAAGCCAGUAUUUUUCAUGUAGCUAUGGGCAGGGCAACUGGUUUCUCAAAGUUAACGAUAGAACAGGUUACGGCAAUUUCGGCAUUGGAUACUUGCAGACAAUACCAGGAGAGAUCAACGAUCGCAGGAGAUACGGAGAAAGAAAAAGAGGAUCAGCCUCACAAAACAGAAAAAGAAGCGCAAGACACGUCGAAAAUGAAAGGUUCUGUGCAGCAACGAGGUCCUACCGAUUCAAGUGGCGUAGGGUUAACAAGCAGUUGUGCUGCCAUCGAUGGAGACGUUCGAGCCGCUACUUUCCUCGAUGUAGCUGUGCUUAGGUGCCUUUUUGUUCCUCAAUGGCAGGAAGAAGGUGUAUAUUGGGCUCUACAAUUUUUAUACUAUAGAUUACGUAUGAUGAACGAAGAAACAUCAGUACAACAGAUGCCGCGUCGCCGUAGUAAUUCUUUACCCAUACCUAAGAUAGAAGUGUCGAUUUAUCAAAGUCCGGAAAGCAAAAAGAAAGAUGUAUCGAAGGAUUUUAUGGAAGUGCCAGAAGUUCGAGACGUCACCUUGUUAACUGGUCACGAUGGCGAUACAAGUCAUACAAGACGAGCCAGCGAGAAAUCAAAGAAAAGAAUGAAAAUGGCUGACCUCAAAGCAUUUGUCGAGACAAAAUUGCUAUCGAAAUCUGAAAAAGCGCUUGAGAAAAUUGGUCAAGAUGAUUCGAAAAUGCUAUUCGAUCAGGACAGCCAUAGAAGCCUCGACACGGGGGAUGAUAAUUUAACAAGACCUACUUCGGCAGCGUCGAAAAUCUUUGAAGCGAAGGACAUUGAUCGUAUGAAACAUCCAACGAAUUUAAUAAAAGGAAAAAGCAUGCCAAGUUUAAGCUGCUUGAUUAACGAGCUGACCGCGGGAGGGUACGUCGGUGAUACUCGCAUCGAGAGGAAACAAAGUCGAUUUUACAGUCAAUCGUACACCGCACCGAACCCUAUCAUCACUGUCACAGAACACACGCCUACUCCAUCCCCGGAUUACAUGAAGCGACAGGGUUCAAUCGAUAGUCAAUUAGAUGCUAUCAGUAUGCACGGUAGCCGUUUAGAUUUUGAAAGGAAACCAAGUCUUACACGGUCGCAGACAGAUUCUAAUAUCACUUAUGCCAGCGACGAAAUACCGGAAGCACCUGGCUCCUGUUGUUACAUCACCAAAGAAGGCGAUAUCGAUCUGCAAGUUGUUUUAAAAGCCGUACACUCAGUCGCCUUGAGGGAUGGCAAUUGUUGCACCUUACGAGUGUGUGAAAAUAUAUUAAACUUAGUGGAGCUUUUAAUAGAUAUGGGAGUGAUGAAGCAGUGUCUUCGUGACGAGAUUACGGGUAGCAUAGCCGAAUCUGCAACGGCAGGCGAAAAAACGGAAAGCGGAAAAAAGAAAGAUUCUCCCGAGAACGAGCAAGAAUACCGACAAGAUCUUUCGGAGGAGUCCAAAUUUUCGUCUCACAAUCUUUUGAUGAAUUGUGUGAUCAGAGUACUGAAGCAUCUAGGCUGUCCACACGGCUGCUCGGACAGAAUACGCGGACCGCAGACGGAUUUCUGUCGAUCUCAGGGACAAACGAUUCUCAGCAAAUUGCAUCGAGCCAGUUCGAAGCAAUUUUCUCGGUUCCUGAGAACAAUGGUGCGGGAACAACCGAUAUCGGAGAUUUUGGAAUUCUUUCAUGCAUUCGUUGGAUUCUGCGUGGAUCCAAGUUCGUUAUUAUCUCCACUUAAUCAGAAACGAGGAUGCAGCAAAUCGCCAGAAAUCGGCUCGCAAGGAGGAUACGCGACGAAUUUUGGUGCUAAUUUUAUGGGAACUACCGGAGCUGGUGGUGGUACUGGUAAUUCGUCUGCGACAGCUGCCGCCGGUACCGUAGCUGCAACAACUACCGGAACUGCAGCAGGAUCGUAUGGGCUUAGUAGUCACGGUGCUCGUGGCAUAGAAGGCCACAUUUUCAAUUAUGUUUUCAAGGCUCUAGUCACGCGAUUCAUAAAAUCGCUCAAGGAGUUAAAGUCGCAAGAAAACGUAAGUUUGUACUGCGAUCUUCGGCAAUUUAUGUCAUACGUUAAAGAAGUCCAUGGAGGUGCUUUUCGCCGUGUCGCUCUAAGUGGUAUCUUAGACUCUGCCGAUCGACCUAACAAGCGAUGUAACAGCAACGUUCAAACUACCCGUGUUAUUAGGCAUAUACAUCAGUCUGAUUUGGAGGAGCACGCAGAUAUCGGCGGGGAUACUUGUUACACCGUGGACGAUAGAGGUACCAGGAAAUUUCUUUUCAAAAAACGGAGUACGUCUUCAACUUGUGCAUUUACAUUUAUGCAGAGUCUCCUUGAAACGGAACUGAGCGAAGAGAAUGCAAAGAUUAGUCAAAGUCCUCUGGGAAAUCUGAGGAAAAAGCAUCACAUACUUACCCCACGACAAAGUGAACGUAAUUUAGGAAUCGAAUCGUUAAGUUCUGGGAAAAUUCGAAAAUCUACUCGCUUUCAAAUCGGUGGCAUAGUCAAUUGGUUUCGAAGGGAAUAUGGUAGAACCGAUUCUACUGACAGUCACGAAAGUAGCGAAUCUCCAACAGACGGUAAUUUCGUUAGGCAAUCCAGUUUUCAUUACGGUCAUCAUCGUAGUGGAUCUAGGUCGGGACGUGGCGUUGGCCUGACUUUGCAAAAGGCAAAACGUCGGAUGGAAGAUCAGUUGAAUAAAAUUGGUUUCGGAAAGAGUAAGAAAAAGGAAAGUCUAGAGGAGGUACCAGGAAGCUAUUUCAGCAGAAGGAAUUCUAUGGAAUUUGGCGAAGCUUCUAGGGAAUCUGAAUUCGUAGUAUUGAAAGAGAGAAGGCUGGUACCCCGUAAUGCCGUCUACGAUGGAAUGCUAAGAUUCUCAUUCUUAUUGGAGACAUGCCAACCGGGUUCGGUUCCUGAUCACUAUCUUAUGGCGGCAAUCUUAGAUCUUCCUUACGCCCCGGUGGUCGCACGAGCUUCUUUGUUAUUGGAAUGUGCCCAUUUUGUUCAUCAAUGUAACAAAGGGCAAUGGCCAACCUGGAUGAAAGUAAACUCUCCUCUGUUUCGUCCAUCGGUUCCCAUUAAUAAUCGAAAUGCAUCUACAGUGCUGUCCAAAAUUCACAUAUUGCAACGUACUGCUGGAAAAUUAUUUUACCAAUGGGCAGAGGCUCUUGGAACAAGACUAGAAGAAUUACUGCUGGAAGACAAGCAAAACGCCGAUCAAAUGAUCGCAAUUGUAUCGGAUGAAAAUAAACAAAGAGAUUUAAUUAUCGAAGACGAGGAGGAAGACUUUCUCGACGAAGCUAGCAUAAAUGGCUACGGAUCUCAAUGUCCAAUGGCGUUACGCCUUACAGCCUGUGUUCUACUCCUGGAAGUGACAGCGUUUCUAAGAGAAACUUACCAAACUUUGCCAAAAUUUAAUAAACUUCUAACAAAAGAACGACCACCGCCUUGGGAAAGAAUGUACAGCAGAGAGGCAAAUCGACGAUGGAGCAUGGCACUUUCUUCGAUGGGUCAUUCCCAAACGUCGGCUCAAAGUCUUCAAUCGAUCGUAGGUGAUCGCGAGGUAGCUCCGGAACGCAAGAUCAGUUUCGUGCUUUACGAACCUGAUAAUGAGUCAGAAGGCAGUAGUAAAUCAACUGUUACUAUCCAAGGAGAGGAUUUUCAAGGUACUGAGAAAGACAAGGCCAAACGAGUGCAGCCACCUCAAAGUCGACCGUUUCUCCUUCGUCGUGGGACGGCGGAAAAUGCAACUGGUUCGUUUAAAAAGCGAAGUUUGAAACUCAGACGCGGUACCAAAGAAGGCAAAGAUACGGAAUGCGAGGCUUAUACGGUAAAACGGGCAGAUUCGAUACAGUCGAAGAGAAAAGUGAGUUCACUGUCAGAUAAAAGCGACACCUCCGAGCCUGGUUUCGGAGGUGAAGUCAGCGGAGAAGAAUCUCCGGGAAUUCCCGUCGACGAUCAACUACCGGAGAGUCCCAGCGACAGCAACGAAACGGACGAGACGAAUAAAAAUUUCCCGUGGAUGAAAGUCUUGAUACAGUUCACCAAUUCGUUCAACUUUUACUGCUCUCAUCAGAACUUUUGUCAUCCGUAUUGUCACCGGCGUCAAAUGCGGGCGUGUAGCAGGUUGAUGAAGUCCAUAAGGAAAAUUUAUGGAGAAGAAUUUGGGAUCCUCAAUGGUACAGGAAUGUUUGACUUUGAUACUGAUAAAAAGGAAGCGAGUAAAAAGGAGAAACGCAGCCGCAAGGUUUCGGAACAAGCGAGUACUCAGGUGUCGCCUGUGCGUAGAAAGGAUAGCGUAGGGAAAAAAUACAAGAUUGAGAAGAACAUGGAUGGAUCUCAGUCGGGUAGACUGGCUCAACGAGAUUCGUCAAAGGAUUUGGCUGACCAAGAUUCAGAGAAAGGAAAGGAAUCUUCGAAAAAGUCUGCAGAUCCUGAUAGAGAGAAUUCACCGAUUCUGAAAUAUUUAAGAACUCAAGUGAAGGACAUAUUUCAUGCACCGCUAGCUACUUUGGUGAAAGGUGCGGUGGUAAUGACCGAGGAAUUAUUCGUGGACGUUCUACCCGUUGCGUGGGAACUUUUGUUAGAAUCGAACCAAGAAGUUGCAGCUUCCGCCGCAUCGCUUUUCAUAGUCGGGGCUGUGCGAGCUCCUAACCAAGCCAGCGAAUUGAUGCAUCAUGGUCUUCAACAUAGUAGCACGAGCGUACGAAUAAACGCGAUACUAAGGUUUCAAGUGUUAUGGAAGCUACGAUAUCAAGUUUGGCCACGUAUGGAAGAAAACGCUCAUCUCACGUUCAAGGUCCCUCCACCUGGCAUAGAAUUCACGUUACCCUCGCCAAAAAUCGGUAUCGAGUCAUUGCCCGUCGUGGAUCCACCUUGGAUGCCACAAGUAAAAACAAAGGUGGAGGAAGUGACUAUUAACCAGGAGCAUCAUAGGUCCCUGGUGACGGCAACGAAAACUCGUAAGAAGCAACAAACUGAACUCAUAAAAAGGGCUUUGCAGGCACAAGACGACAAGAAACGCGAAGAAAGGGAAAACUUUUUGAUCACUACCAUACCGAUUACCGUGCAAGCAGCAUACGAGCCCAGCCCUGUUGGGGAUGAUCAUGACGAAGGAAAUGUUGGGGACGAAGAUGGUGGCGAAACUAUACAAAGAAACACGUCUCAUCAUGGCCAAUCUGCACCUUCGUUAUUCCCUUCUUCCUUAUGCUCCGCAAUCGUACAAAUAAUUCAUCUACUUGACGAUGCCGCCGUUUCAGACGAUGGAAGCGCUGUUUACGAAGUUGCAUAUCAAGUAAUCUGGAAUUGUUUGGUAGAAGAUAGUGCACUGUUCUUGCGUUACGUUCUGGAACGUCUAACCAGAGAGAAGCAGGAAUUGAUGUUUAAAAUCUUGCGACAUCUUAUUCGGUUUGUGCCGAAGCUCCCUCAACAGGCUGCUUUUGCUUUGUACAAUUACAUCAUCGGAUAUGUUAUGUUUUACGUACGUUCUCCGCACGAAGAAGGACAAAAAUUGAUUGGAACAGCACUUUCGAUUCUAUGGAUGGUUGUGCACAGCGUCCACGGGAUAAUGUUCAAAGAUUUGAAGCAAAUAUUACGGAAGGAACAAUGCGACGCUUCGAUUUUGUUAACCGCAAACGUCCCAUCUGCAAAAAGAAUCGUAGUUCACGGUCCUCAAGAUCCAGACGCAGGGGGAAUUCCCUCGCAGUUCCCGGUGCAGGAAGACACGCAAUUUUGCCAGAUACUGCAAGAAUCUUUAGACUUUUUCAGUAUCGAGGAAUCGAAACAACGAGAGUAUUUCCUCGUUGACUACAAAACACAUCAAAUUCGCAAUCCGUCAUCGUACGUUCGAGACUACUAUUUCUUUAAAGGUAGAUCGCAAUUUUCGGAAAUCGAAUUGGUUCACAUGAAACCGGAGGACGCAUUCAACGCUCUGCAACGUCAAGAACUUGUUCACAAGUUCGUCGAAAUUGGCAAAGUCUUGUUAACGUGGGCAAUCUUGAAAAACGUCGACAUGGUAGUCCAAAGAGUGGUCUUUCUUCACGAGGAACUAAUGAAGCUACCUUCUUUCCCAAGAAGAGCACUGGAGGCGGAUUUGGACUUGUACAAAGGCGGUGAGAUUGGCAGAGAGCUUCUUGGUCUGGACGUGAUGCACAAAUUUAUGUGGGUCAAGCUGAUUGCCAGGAUGUUCGAAGCGAUGGCAGGAAAUUUUGCCUAUUCAGGGGAUAUCCAUCUGUUUCUAAACGUUUUAAACGGUGCAUUGAUUCUGCACAGCGAAGAUUCCUGCAUUUUGCGUUACGUCAUAGCCACGUACAUUAACGCCGCGCAUAAUUUCAAGAAUAUCUUUUCAACGAAUGGCUAUUUGCUAAUUAUGCCAACGUUGUUGCAAUUGUAUUCGACUCAUCAGACGAAUAAAUUGGUAACAACUACCGUAGAGUACGCUGUUAAACAGUUUUAUCUCAUGAAUCGAAAGCCGUUUAUUCUUCAAAUGUUUGGGAGCGUCUCCACCAUAUUGGACACGGAUGAGACCAGCAUUCAUGGAGAAGCGCACAAGGUUCCCUCAGCGUGUCUGUUUAAUUUAUUAUUGAGUCUGGAAACUCCAUCGCCGGAUCCUUUGCACAUAGAUGAAUUGGUCAAAGAAGAGAAACCUCUAAAAGCUAUCGAUUUUUGUUAUCACGAUGAGAACGAAAUGGUUACCGUGUUAGAUUGUAUAUCUCUUUGCGUGAUGGUAAUAGCUUACGCUCCUGAUUCCGUGAGGGGCCAACAAAUGCUGACCAUAUUGGAGGCGAUACUGCCUUGUUACGUUCAACAGAUACAAUCUCCGACUUACAACAAAGAAGGAAAAACCGAGAAAGAAAUAAUACAUCAAUUGGCCAUAGCUGUGAAGACCUUGGUGAAUAAUUCCGAAGCACUCACAAAAUAUUAUAACGGACCGCAAAAGUCGAGCCCCGAGCACAAGGGUUCUAGUCAAAGAAAUUAUGGCAAGGGUCCGUAUUCGCCUGGUUUUGACUUCGAAGAUGAGAGUCAGUCUAUCAAGUAUAUAGAACAUUCUAGAGUGAGAAUCUUCUACGAUCGAGACAACGACGAUGCCGAAAAUUGUCAUAAAAAUGAGUUUCGAGGACCGCGCGAUAUGCUAUUGAACAUGGUAGGAGACUUUGUAGCUCGUUGCUCGGCUCGUUUGAUAGAAUUGAAUAAGAAAUCUCAGGAUGGCAAGACGAUCGAAUUGUUGGACUCCAAAUGCCAUAUACGAUUAGCGGACAUUGCGCAUAGCCUGUUAAAAAUAUCUCCGUACGAUGCGACCACGAUGGGUUGCCUCGGCUUAAGAAGAUACAUGAACGAUAUUUUACCUUCGACCGAUUGGUCCAGUGACGAUAUGAGGCCUGCACUGACGAAUAUCUUAAGAAGACUAGACAAAACGUUUAGUAAAAUACAUAAAAAAGCUUCCAUCAGGGGAAGCACCGAUUGGGCUGCGGCGAGCAAUAUUUUGAAAGGAGUUUACGAAACAUUGGCCAAAUGUCCUUACAUCGCCCAUUUCGCAUAUUUGAAGGCAUUACUAACCACUUGUCAGUCGUUAAUCAUUGGAGAUACCCCGUCGGAGUAUAUAUCAGCUUCCUCAGCCGCUUUUAUGAGUAAAAUACCUCCGCAACAUUUUUGCUCGACGGUGCUUCGACUGAUAGCACUCUACGUUAUAUCUCUUGGAGAAGGAUACCUACACGCUAUGUUUGCAACUCAGACUCGAAUCGAAAACGUGCUUCUUAAUUUAUUAAUACCGUUGUUUCUACGCGUGGGAACCGGAAGAAAAGGUAAUAUCACGGUAAAAGAUAUCGUCGAAAUUGCUAGAGACCGGGAAAGAUAUUAUUAUGUUUCAGAUGUACCAAAGCUGAGACAGUCGGAUAUAAAUUUUGCCUUAACCGCGGUAUUAAAUACCUUAUGGCCACCUACCACGAAGACUGUGCCAAUAACUUCACAAAAUAUAAAGACAACGACAGACAUGAGAACGGGUAGUUUAACGUUUGUAGCGAGAGACUCAAAGACUUUAACUAAAACGUCGUUAACGUUGUAUCAAAUUGCCUUUCUAGCCUUAAAAAUAAUGACGAUAUGCUUUGAAACGGAACUGAAAACCGAAUGGCCAAAAAUUUUACGCACAAUGCGUUUGUUGAACAAACGAAACGAGGCUUCCACUUAUCUCUGGAACUUUAUAGAAUUCGUAGUAACUCAUCGAACCGCUUUGUACAUUCAAAUGCUGCCGUUUAUCGUUCAUAAGAUCGGUCAAGCACCCAUUUCAGAGCACGAGAGAAACAUGCAGACCACCAUACGAGCAAAGAUUAACGGCGAUACUAAAACAGUACCAAAGUCACGCGGUACUCUACUGGCUGAUCUUAUACAUGAGCUGAAGAACCUGAAAGAAGAAAUAGAAGAUCGGAAAUUUGACGAAAUGCAACCAGAACCGAAGAAGAGUGUCGCGGACAUGCAUACCGCGACCGAAGGGCAAUCUCGCACGCAGAGACUAUCGUUAAUCGAUCUUUUAACCGGGGAUCUUGGAACCAGGGGUCACAUGAAUCAUCAGUCGAAUUCAAGCGGUACCAUUAAAACAACACAACCGAGUCAAGUAUCGGCGCCACCAAAUGGUAUACAAACUGCACGUGGAUCAAGUACAAGCGGAGGUUCCUCCACCCUCCGUGAAGCUUGCGAAGGCAUCGCCGAGCAGCAAGGGGAACAACUACCAACAGAUAAAUCCCAACCAUCUUCUACUAGCGAUGAACGUAACCAUGUAAAGCCUCAUCCUAUAUUAACUCAUCAAAAGGCGCCAAAACUGCGCUUUCUCUCCUCCGUAGAGUUUAGGCACUCAUCAGGGGAAACCGUGACGAGCCAACUCAGCCCAACCAGUCCAAACGAGGACAGUUCAGGCGAAUCCCGCCCAGACAAACCUCGAUUACAACGCUCUAUGGGUCAAAGCAAGAAGACUUUUCGAUUGCGAAAGAGUCGAAGAAGUCACGUAGAAACAGUGCAAGCGAAAUCAGAACAAAGUAAUAACGUAUCGCAACCAACGACCCAGCCAUCGAUACUAACACCACCGAUUCCAGUGAUGGAACCAUCGAGCUUCAGCAUCCCCUCCGAUUCGUCGUCGAUUCGUUCAAGAAGAAGUUCGUCUAUCCGACAAUCGGACUGCGAAAAGGGCAGUAAUUUGCUUAGCGAUCAGCAGCAAAUGCACGCUAACCUUCACCAUCACCUGUACCAUCACCAUCAUCAUCACCAUCACCUUCACCUUCAAACAUCAGAUGCAUCAUGGGACGAAGAUACAUCCAGUACGUCCGGUUAUCGUGAGUCGUACAGUAUGCAAUUGGUGUCACUAGAAAGCAGCAACAAUAACACUCGUCCAAUUCAAGCACCGCCUUUAGCAUCGCCAGAUUUGAACGACAUGCCCUCGACUAGUAGCACUACGACUCACAUUUUCGAGGGAAGCUCGCCAGAUUGCUCCAUCAACGGAAGCGGAGGAGAGAAAACUGCAUUGUUGACAGCUAGUCAAAGAACAACCUCUCAACAUUCCUUAUUGAUGGUUUUCCCGAAUCAAGACGAAGAUACGUUGAUCUAAGGCAAUUAACGAAUAUAGUCGAUGUAUACCAUGACGAGACUGAUUAAAGCGUCAAUAACCUCUAAUUGCUAACGGGAAAUCUCACAGUACAUAUCCAUGUGCUAGUAUUAUUUGCCACAUUUGAAUCGUUCUUUCUAUUUCGAUUUAAUAUACGAUACCUUUCUUUUCCAAUAUGUUUAGGUGUUAAUAGGAAGAGAGUACUAUUUUCCGUAUAAGAAUAAGCGCGAAUGGCACGUACCGUCGAUUACCGUCAAAAAAAUUGCGUUAGCAAUUAAAGGUUUAGUCGAACACGACAAUGUAGAGAAUUUUCGUAACGUAGAACGACUGAGAAUUAAGAAACUGUAAUACGGUGUUCUUAAUAUGUAAUACGGUGACUUAAUAUGUAAUACGGUGUUCAGAGUUUUCAAUAAUGUUCUCCGUUGACCGGAAAGACCAAUUAAAAAUACAUAUGUUGAGAGCCUAGCCUCGUGGUCACUGAAUAUGUACUUUGUAAUACUUCGACGAGCGUAGCGAAAUUACGACCACGUGGAUGAUUAGGCCUAAAUAUUUGUAUGCCACGACUCUGUAAAAAACGAACAUUUGAAAUAAAAAUACUUUAAGAGAAUCGCAAUGAAUUUUCUCUCCGUUCUUAUUACAAUCCUGAAUUUUAUUCACCUUGAUC